AUGAAUCCCCUCGCCAUUCUCCGUCCCGCCGCGCGCCACGCCGUGCGCACACAGCCGCCGCGCCGGGCGCUCUCCCUCCCCGCCGCGCGCUGCAUGGCCGUGCCGUCCGACGCCUACGGCAGCGCGCGCAUGCCGCGACUGCGCGCCGACCCGGAGCCGACCGGCGAGCUGGCCGUCGGGGAGCUGCACGGGGCCACGUUCCGCGUCGAGCCUCUGCGGCGCGUCGGCGAGACGGACGCGACGAAGCGGGCGCGGCUGCUGUACCAGUCUCGCAAACGCGGCAUCCUCGAAUCUGACCUCGUCCUGUCCACGUUUGCCGCUCAGCACCUGCCCACCAUGACGUCGGCGCAGCUGACCGAGUACGACCUGUUCCUCGACGAAAACGACUGGGACAUUUACUACUGGGCGACGCAGCACGAGCCGUCGUCGUCGACGAACCCGUCCGUUGCCAGCUCGCCCGCGUCCGCCGGCGCGGCCACGCCAGCAGAAGUCGAUGCCGCCAGGGCCUCUGCCGAGGAACCGGGCGCUGCUGACGCCCAGGAGAGCGGCGUCGUGAUGAAGCGCGCGCCCGGAACCGGCGAGUGGGCGCAGACGGUCGGCACCUUCAAGCCCGCGUACCGCCCCGUGCCGCAGCGCUGGGCCGACAGCGAGGUGCUCGCGCUGCUGCGCGCGCAUGUCCGGGAUAAGAGCGUGGAUGGCGGCGACGGCAAGGGUAUGGCGUUCAUGCCGGCGCUGAAGGAGUCGGACUUUGCGUGA
This is a messenger RNA of Cordyceps militaris CM01, 756 nucleotides long. RefSeq names its product TPR repeat protein. The record is from RefSeq and is a predicted model, not a curated record. NCBI's taxonomy places the organism in Eukaryota, Fungi, Ascomycota, Sordariomycetes, Hypocreales, Cordycipitaceae. Gene Ontology annotation, biological process: mitochondrial electron transport, succinate to ubiquinone; mitochondrial respiratory chain complex II assembly; tricarboxylic acid cycle. Gene Ontology annotation, cellular component: mitochondrion. Bases 1 to 756 code for a protein of 251 amino acids. The transcript has 2 exons.